UGUGUGUGUGUGUGUGUGCGCGUGUAUCUGCCCACGGCGAUGCUCUAGAAUGGACUGUGCUGAAUAUAAAUCAGGUGACUGAACAGGCGGGGGCUUCUUCACAGACAAGCCCAGAAGAUUGUGUCAUGCCCACUCCAACAUAACUGACACAUACACACACACACACAUGUACGCAUCCCACUUGGCGAGCAACACAACAGGCACUGUAGUUACCAGCCAGCCUUUACAGAGCCCGGACUAACUGACUGACUGCCUCGCCUCUUUGGAGUGCUCAUCUUAUCCGUGCAAGGAAGGACUACUUUUUUUUUGUGAAAUCCACUGUGGUGGUUGUAAAUAUUUAGUGAAUAAAUAGUGGUCGACCGCUGAUGCUGAGGUGUAUGGGUGACUCCAAGAGAAGAGCAGGUGACGCGGUAACCAUGUGGAUCCCGAUCCCCAGCAUGACUCGUCCUCAGCGGCUGGUGCUGUACGGGACGUGUGCACUGGCAUUAUUAAACUCUGUGGGCCUUUUAAUGCUUCUGAUCCAGCAGAAUCAACAAAACGUCCUCCUGGAGCAGGCGGGAGACAGGCUGACACAGGUGGAGCAGAGCUCAGUGGUGGAGUUUCUCCAGGAGGUGCCCAGAGAACGAGCUCAGAGGAAUGUGGGGAAACCGCAGUAUCAAUACUCCAGAAACAAGAGGAGUGAUGCGCUUGAGCUGGAUGAGGGGCAGGAGAAGACGUUAGAGGUGACGCAAGAGAAGGAGAUAGGGACGGAUGAGGAGCGGGAGGUAGAGCGAGAGGUGGAGGAGGAGCUCGACCGUCAGGAAGAUGUGGAGACCGAGCAGCAGGAGGUCAGCCUGGAAGUCGGAGAGGAAACUGAGAUGAAACCGAAGCACAAUCGGAAACACAAGCACCGUCAUAACCAUCGUUACCACAAGCAAGACGUGCACGAUGAUAUGAUGAUGAUGCUCACUUAUUCCAUGGUGCCGAUUAAAUUGUUGGUCGACAUUUGUAACAGCACCAAAGGAGUCUGCCUGGCUGGGCCCCCAGGACCACCUGGUUUGCCUGGUGCAGACGGCAUGCCUGGCAUUAAUGGGACGGAUGGCAUUCCUGGGCUGAACGGGCUUCCUGGAGCUGAUGGUAAACGAGGAAAAAGGGGACUGCCUGGUGAAAAAGGAGAACCGGGGGAUAAGGGAGAGCAAGGAGAGCAAGGCCCCCCCGGAGAAGAUGGCCAACCAACCAAUGAUGUCAUCAUCAAGGGCCCCCCUGGCCCUCCUGGACCACCUGGACCCGUGGGGCCCCCUGGACCUCCAGGACCUCAGGGACCCCCAAGAACGAGGCACCAUAGAGCCCACCUACAAGCGGCUCAGACCAUGGAACCAUUGUAUUCAAUUCCAAAUGAUGAGACCUUGUUUGUGAAGACAGCUGGGAAACUUCAUGAGAAGGCACCGAAGAGGAAUGAGUGCCUGAUAAAGUCUCUGAUCAACCCCAGAAAUGUGACAAAGAUGGAGAGCACAUUUGGCACAUGGAUGAAGGACACCGCCGUGCUCAAUGACGAACGCGUAUGGGUGGCGGAACACUUUUCGGGUCGUCUGCUGAGGGAGUAUCAGAGCAUUGCGGCGUUGCAAUCCAACAGCAGUGACAUUGUGAAUGUUCGAAAGUUCUACCAGGGGUGUGGUCACACAGUGCACGGUGGCUCCUUCUACUAUCAGAUUGCUGGCACGUCCAGCAUUGCCAGAUUUGACUUGGACACCAAGAAGCUCCUUACACUCACUGUAGAUGACGCUCUCUAUCACAACCGUGCCUAUCUGCUGCAUAAUUCCAAGACCUAUUUCAAAAUGGCGGCGGACGAGAACGGCCUGUGGUUGAUCUACGCCUCCAACUUGGACGAGAGCAUCGUGGUGGCCCAAUUGGACCAAAAGACUUUCUCCAUCACCUCCUAUAUAAACACCACCUAUCCACGCACUAAGGCCGGCAACGCCUUCAUCGCCUGCGGGGUUCUGUAUGUCACGGACACCAAGGACGCCAGAGUCACUUUUGCGUAUGACCUGCUGAAGGGUAAACCGGUUAAUGUAACCUUUGACCUGAGGCCUCCAGGUGGAGUGCUGGCAAUGCUAUCCUACAGCCCCAAGGACAGACACCUGUAUGUGUGGGACAACAACUACGUCAAACUCUACGUGGUCUACUUCAUCUCUGAUGAGUGAUGACCUGCAACAGAAUGACAAUCAAACUCUAGAUUAAAAAAUAUAUAUGUCCAAGCACAUAGUUAGCUAUUAGACCAGGGAUUCUCAAAGUGUACGCAAAAAGGGUCAAUCACUCAAAAGUACAAACCAUACAUAAUGCGGCAGUGGCUUAAAGUUCCAGUGUACAGUGGAUUAAAUAUGAAAUGACAGUGGUGCCUUGAGAUACGAUGCAUCAUUCAGUUGAUUUUUUUUGCUUUAACUAGUAAACAAAAAAUCCAUACAUCCCUGCUAAAAACAACAACAACAAAAAUACAACACCAUACAUUAGCAUGGUUUUGUUGUGAUUUGGUGGUGACGGGCAGCAAAAGUAAAACAGCCAAGAUUCAAACAGCCAAACUUUUGGUCACUGGGCAACUUACUCCGAACUAGCCCACAGCCGCCCAACAGGAAAGUGUGGCUCAGUUGAUAGGACACUGGGUAACCCGCCCUGGGUUACCCAGUGUCCGAAAUUUCAGCUGUUUGAAUCUGGACUUUUGCUGCUGGUCUUGCUAGUGACACCAGUAAGACCAAUAUACACUGCUGUUGCGCUGCUAGAAACUGUUGACACUGGCAAGACCAGCAUGAAAACACAACAAAACCAUGCUGGUCUACGCAGUUUUAUUUAUAUAUUUAUUGAUUUAAAAAUGGGACAAGUGCUGUAUAGUUGAAGGUUGCUGUCAAACUAAACAUAAAACAAAGAGAUUUGUACCCUUAUGUAUUUAAAACAACCACAACAUUUGCCCAAGUCUGCUAGCUUAAUGCUAACACAUAGGCUCAAUCAGGGGUCUCCAAGUCUGGUCCUCAUGAGCCCCUCUGCUUAACAACCUCCGUUUGCUGCUGCACGUGAGAGGAUUACUGAGAGGAAACUAACGACCAGGGAUGCCUCCAGGAUUUUUUACUCUCCCGGGGAUAAAGGGGGGUUUGGCUGAUACAAAGGGGAGGGGGGCAAUUUGUAAAUAUAAUUUGGAACACCAAGUAAAAUGUUGGAGGAGGUAAAUUGGGGUUACACAGAUUUCUGAUGAGGCGACAGCACCACUCAUUCCCGCUGUAACGUCAUCCCUGCUCACGACAGAGACAUUCCCAAGAUUGGCUUCAUUGACUGCAUUGCACUGCUGAACUGUUUACUGAAUGCCCAAUUGUUGGCUAACUAUUCGCACACACUCACACAACUUCCAGGUAAACUGAUCAAAGGAGUCCACCUGCCUCCACACACACAGACACACACACACACACCAAAUAUCUACAUGACACAUACUAAAAUAUUAUUCAGUGCAGUUUUCCUUAUUAGAAACACAUUACAAAAUGAUUAUACAUCUAUUUGGAAAGGCAAAAGUAGAUUUGAGGGUGGUUACGGAAUGAAUUCAACACCAUCCUUUUUAAGUACAGUGCAUUUGCAUUUAAUUUUUCACUAUUUAUUUGGGUACAUCUUAAGUGUAUCAUACUUUAUGUGAAGUUUUCCCCGUGUUUAAGAGCAGCGUUAAGGUUAAAACUGUAAAUAAUGUGCCGUAUGAUAAUAGAGAAAACAUUCUUUAGUAAAAAAACCUCUGCCUCAUUUUAUCAACAUUUAGUACUACUAGCUACUGUGUUUUAAUGUUGGUCAUUAAGUUGGUACUUGAUAUAAAAUGUUCAAGAACCACUGCAUUAGAGAACAAUUACCAUGAUUUGUGUAAUUAGAAAAAAAGUGCUGUUAAUUAUAUCCCAUUCUUUAUUUAUUAAUGUGUCAUUAUGGAGUUCCUAACAUAUUUUCACAACUUUUAUCAAACAAAAUAUCAUUUAUACGAACUUUUUUUAAGCUAUGAGUUGAUGUAACAUUUGUAGGAUUUUAUCUAAAUGUAUGUGAUCUCUUUAUAUCCUGUACAUACAAUGCAAUAGAAGCAGAAUCGAGGGACAGAAAGAAAAAGGAAGAACUAAUGACAACAGUGCUAAAUCACCAGAUGAAAUAAAAAUAAUUUAUUCACUUUACAAAGGUAAAUCUCA
This is a messenger RNA of Hippocampus comes (tiger tail seahorse), 4175 nucleotides long. RefSeq names its product gliomedin (gene gldn). The record is from RefSeq and is a predicted model, not a curated record. The transcript has 10 exons. Lineage: Eukaryota; Metazoa; Chordata; Actinopteri; Syngnathiformes; Syngnathidae. Gene Ontology annotation, biological process: signal transduction. The coding region runs from base 366 to 2180 and encodes 604 amino acids. Gene Ontology annotation, cellular component: cell surface.